GCGACAGACCAGACACAGCGCAUUUUUCGUCGUGGUCUUCGAUGUCCGCGUUUUGCGUUUUUGCGGCAGUGUGUCGUUUCCGGCGGGUCAACACCUCCCAGUGGAAGUGAUAAAUUUUCUUUCCGAAAUCUUCGAACGGCGUAGACUGUGAAAAGUGUGAUUUGUGAAGAGGAAAAUACGGUCAGCCAUCGGAAAUAGUUACCCGUUGAAGCUGAAGCGCAGUGGGGAAAAAAGUGAAGCCAUCUUUUUCAGUUUUCGUCGCGUGCGACGGCGAUAUGCGCUAGAGCGGGAGCGAAGAACGUGUGCGUACAGAGCAUUUUUUUCACAAAAGCAGUGGAAGAGUUUGCAUAGGAUGGUAAAAAGGUUGUAAGCAUUGUGUUAUUCGAGGCAAAAGUAGUUUUUGAAGCGCAAAGGCGCUUUGGCGGAAAAAGCUGACAACGGGUGAAGAAGAGCAGGAUCCAGCAGCGACCGAAUGUGAAUGGUGUGAAGAAGUGAGAGGGAAGUGGAGGAGUCGUCGGCAAUCGAUUGCUGGUGUCUGUGGUGGUGUAUGAGCUACAUGCAUGUCACUGUGUGUGUUGGAAGAAAUCCGCGAGGACCGGGUUUUACAUGGGAGCACAUCACUACAAGCGCAGAAUUUGUUAUGAGCGUACAUAGUAUACAUGGUACCACCAUUUUAAUGUGCCAUCGGUGUGUGAAGUGAUUUGAGGCUGGAAGGAAAAAAGGAAGCGUGAUGAGAAUUGUGUUCCGGUAAAGGAAAGCCAUUUUUUCAAGCGUUCAAAGUAAUGAAUUCUUCAUAGGCAAAAGAAGUUGUCCGAAUUUCGUUGAAAAGUGUGUUACGGUCGUACAGCUUGCUUUGUUCUUCGAGGAGGCAGCAUAAUUUGCAUCGCAACCGCGCGUCUCUUCGUUCUUUUCGACACCCUUCCAGGAUAAAACACUCUCCGACUGUGCACGGUGAAAAUGGGUCCAAAGUGAGAACAAAUGGGAUACCGGUGUUAGUUCAACCUGGUCCUGCUUUGACGAAAGUGACGAAACUUACCUAAUCCGUUACCAGUGGUGAACGUAAACGUUGUGCUAUAUUGAAGCGUAGAAUACACGUUCUCACACCGGCGGAAAGCAAGCGGCCAGCACCGAAUUGCCUGCGCGCGUGCGAGCAACGGUGAAUGGGACUAGCGGUCGCUGCUACGUCGGUGUCUACGAAGACGUUUCGAUCCGAUGCUGUGGAAGAGAUGGCCCCCGCUCUUACGGAGCCACUGAGCCAAAGCAAACUGUCCUCCUCGGCCGCUUCCGGUGCAUCGCCGAGAACGAGCAGCAGCACUACGACGACCGCCACGGUGACGGCCACGCUCGGCGGUACGACACUGCUUCCCUCGGCGGAUGAGCAGCAGCAGCAGCAGCAGCAGUCGUCGUUGCAAGAAGUGGUGGAGAACUACGCCGAGCAACAGGUAGUUGUCCAGCAGGAUCUACCGCCGAUGGUGGAAGGGUUAGUCGAAGGUGUUGUUGCCGCCCCUACGGUACCCCUCACGACGGAAGCGACUCUGGAUGAGAUGGGAAUGUCCCUGCCGGUAACGUCUGGCGAUGGAGGCAGCACCACGGUGGACGAUAUCCAGAACAACAACAGUGCCAGCGGUGGUCUGAAGCAGUUGGAACAGGACAGUAGCUGCGAUCUGGUGGAGAUAGCGCUUGAACAGAUGCAUCACGAGACGACGGCCCUCGUUGGUAGCGGAGGGGGUGCGACCACCAUGGAUGCUAUCAUGGACGCAGCAGAUGCUGGGAUGGACAUAGGCACGGUUGCGGCACCUGUUGGCGCAAUGCCCUCGAACAUAUUGCAACCGCCGCCAGUCACCGGACCACAGCAUUCAGAUUUUGUGCUCAUGGACAUCAAUAAUACCCCAAUCAUCAUGCAACAACCGGUGACCUUUCCGGACCAGCAGGUCCCGAUCCAACAGCCACCGCAGGGCUUGAUAGGCCAAAUGGGGCAGAAUCAACAGGACCUAUCGCAAUCUUCGACUUCCUCGCUCGGAGUCUUUAGUGGAGUGGGCGGCAUGGCAGGGGGUGGUGUCGGUGGUACCGAGCUCGGUGGUCUGAUGAAGGAGACCGGACCGGAUAUGGACCAGAUGAUCCGCGAAAUAUCGACCGGCGAUAUCGACCUGUUGCAGGUGUUGAAGAGCUUCGAGAACAACAGUCUGCUGCUGUUCAGUGACGUCGAUGUGGCGAAUCUGUGCGACGUCGGGCCGGGCGAUGGACGGGACGUACACGCGCUUCCGUCUUCCUCCACACCCUCGACUUCCCCCAACAAGGACCGGGAGCGGCUCGAGCUGCACGCUGAAAUCGUGAAGCGUCAGGUGCAGAUGCAGCGCAAGUACGACUUUCUAGUCCGACGACUCCACAAGGUAAUCGCGCGGUACAUGGGCCAACACGUGAGCGAAGAGGUGGCCGGACUGUUCGAGCACACGCAGCGCUACUGGAAAAAGCGCGAAAAAGAGCACGCCAAGCAAAUGCACAACAACAACAGUGGUGGAGGUCCCGGGAACGCGUCCGCGACAGCCGCUUCCUCCUCCUCGGCCGGGGCGAAUGAAAAGUGGCCUGAAAUCAUCCCAUUUCAGGCGCCACCGCCCGAUGCCGCGCCCGCCCCGCCAGAAAAACUGAAACCGAUCUCGGCAAACGCGCUCAAGACGUUCAGCAAGCGGAUGGAAGGAAUCUCGAGCACGAUCUGCUCGAUGGAGAGCAAAAGCGUGCUCCACAGUCGCUAUUUUCACGGCGUAAGCAGCUGCGGCCCGAAAUCGGCGGCGGUCUCCUCCGGUUUGCCACCAUCCCUGGCGGACCCAGCAGCGUCCACGUCGUCGGCAGCUGAUGGAGGCGGUUACGCAAACAUUUCCAACACGAUUCCUCUGUUCGAUCGGGUGGCCACCCAGGAGCUGGAGCAGACGGCCGGGUUGCUGCACGCCGAGUUGCGGCACGUUCAGAAUACCAUCGAUUCGGACGCGACGCUCAGCAGCUCCGGUGGAGAUUCGGCGGAUGAAUCGAUGCCGUACGUGAACGAGCUGCAGGAACCGCUAACGAUCACCGAACGAGCGUCAUGGAAAUGGUCGAAAGAUCGGGCGGCGGUUGCGAGCCGAUGGACCUGGCUGGUGGCCCGUAUAGCCGACCUGGAGUACCGGAUUCGUCAGCACAGUGAAGUGCUGAACAAGAUCCGCGCCAAAAAAGGGCCGGUUGUAUUGGAGGAACCGCCGGUGGCGGCUAGUUCAUCUUCCACCGCCGUUGGCAGUAAUCCGGAGGAUCCGCAGCAGCAGCCUCCACAGUCGAUUAAUGGUUACCGAGGACAGCUGCCAGGAGGCAGCAGCAGUAGUAAACCCCUGGACACCUCUGACCCAGCGGCGGCAACCACUGUGGCCCCAGCGACCGACGAUGAGGACGACCUUAUGGCAAGUUGUUCUCGCGCGAAACCCUACUGCCGGUUGCGGUUCCGAAAGCGUAAGCUACUACCGACCAACAACCUGCACGUCAUAUCGAAGCGAGCCGCACGGCCAAGUAACUUCAAGUGUGGCUGCCAGUGGCCGUUGAAUCCGUGUGCCCUCUGCACGGGUCGGCUGGAUCCGACGGCCCCCCGAGACCCGCUAGAUACGAUGCCAUUCGCCGAACGGGUUGCCCUGCUCGAUCCCUGCUUCCAUUCGGUGUUAAGUUUUCCGGAAGACAUUUCGCACAGUGUGCAUUUGGAGGCGAUUAUGCGGCUGCCGGAAUGGCAAAACCGGAUGAUCCGCAGCACACCGGUCACCAUUCCGGCGUCGUCCACAUCGCACAAGACCUCCGGCCUAGCGGGUGCAUCAAGCCGUAUCGGUGGUCGAGGCGACGCCAACUCGUCGUUCUUCUCGUCCGGUGACGAAACGGCGCCGACGUCGCACGGCAAGCGCUACACGGGCUCGGAUGGCAAGCGGAAGUAUAGUAGCAGCAUCAACAACAAGUACAAGAACACCAACGAUCGCUCCAUUACCACCGAUAGUGGAAAUAAAUCUAAAAAAGCCAAAUCGAGGCGGGAUGUGAUACUGGCGAACAGUCGCAAGUCCGGCUACCUACCAGACGGUUCGCGGACGGGACCGAACGGCCACAGCCGCAACCACAAGAAUAAGUCGCGCAAGUCGUCACACUGUUACGAAUACUACGACGGAAACGAUGGUGGCGUUAGCCGUAGCAAGAACUCGUCCCCGACGCCAAACUAUCAGCGAAACGAAAGGAGGCCACGAAACUCGUACGACAUCGACAACAUUAUUAUACCAUAUAGUAUGGCGGCUUCUACGAGAGUAUCGCUUCCACAGUACAAGGAUAUCGCAAUACCAAAAUGGCGUGUUGUGGAUGAUAUUGAUGAAUCCUUUGCCGGCCUGUCGGCCGACGGCGGAGACACGAUGAAGCUCGAUCCCGCCACGGAUACGAGCCAGUGUUCGACCUCUUCCUCGACAGUGUCCGCCAGCGAGCGUGUGGACGACGACAAACAGCCUCCUACCCCCCAACCCGUACUCAAGCGAUCGCGCGAGUCAUCGAAUCCGCCGAACGGCACGAAGGCGUCGAAGCUUGCCGGCUCUAUGGGGUACGUGCGGAAGGAGGAACUGGAGGAACCGCAUCAUCAUCUGGUGCACCAGCACCAGCAGCAACUGUUCGUGAUGCCCGCGCUGGACGACGAGGACAUCUCCGACGAGGCGAUCAUGCUGAAGCACGAACGUGCCCUGCAGGAAGAACGGAAGAAGUUCCGCACGUACAUGAAGUUCCCCUGGAGUCGACCGCGCGCCAAUCGCCGCACGGAAAGUCGCGCCGGUUCGAGCGGUGGCAAUACGCCCGAUCCCACGUCCCCCGCGCCACCCACGCCAAUGGUGGAACACGAUUCUUCACCGGCCUGUCCGUCAACUCCUCUUACACCUCUCGAUGGGCAGGAGCUGUCCGAAGCGAAUGUGAUCAAUGCACUGAACAAAAGUUUAACGAAGAAAGAACGCCGAAGGACGGUGUCGUCGAAGCGCGACGAACAACAGAAUCAAGCUGCUGCCGUUGGCGGAGCAGGCAGUACGACGCCAGAUACACGCGAGGUUGUGUCUCCUUACGAGUCGCUUCAGUUCCCACUGCCGGAUGACAUCUACGAGGACAUGGUGCGCUCGAUGCCCAACGACCACAUCGCCAUGGUGGAGGACUGCAUUAGCAAGCUGACCGGUCGCGACGGGUUGCCGCUGCGCCGUUCACGGCAUCGCAACAACAACGUGCUGCUGAUGCUCAAGUCGAGCGCUGUCCUAGCCCCGGCCAGCCUGGGGCUCGGUGGAGCUCGCAAUCCGCUCAGCUCCAGCGCUUCGUGCUCCUCGACGACACUGUCGGCGACCGAGACCGACCUGGAGGAGUUCGACGACGAGGAUCUGAUGCUCGCGAAGCGCACCGAAAACCAACUGAUCAUGGAGCGGUUGCUGAAGGGACGGGGCGAGUCGCAGCAGUACGAGAUCGAACCGCCGACCGCGAAACCAAUCCUCGGUGACGACGAGGACGAGGAGGUGAUCGAUGACGAGGAAACGGACACGGGCGAAUCGCUGUUCGUCGAGGAGGACGAUCCGAACGAUCCCGAGUGGCACGAUCGUCCCGCCGGUGGAGGUGGUGGCCGUUCCGGUGGUGGUGUUGGUGGUGGUGUGGUUUAGUUCACAAGCCAAACACAAUAGCGAGCGCGCGUGUGUGUGUGGGGCGGUGGUUCCAGUUUUUCCGCCUAUUUUUAUCUUAUGGUUUUAGAACGUACACGGCUUCGUAAGUAAGUUUAUCGGUCUUAUUCACUAUGUGAGUUUUUUUUCUUUUUCUUAAAACCAACCAGAAGGAAGUUACCCUCACCACAACUACCGUGGGGUUGUUGUUUUUGAAGAAUUCAAUUUUACAGAACAGGAAGAUGCAAAUGGCAACAGCAAACAGCAAAUUAUCAUAAGCUUAGAAUUAAAGUGUCGGAAAAAGGAUAAUUAUGAAUCCAAACCCCCCCCCCCUACCCAGUUGUGGCCAUACUUUCGGGAAUCAUUUUACGGUUUCUCCUUACACCGUUACCACAAUUCCACACUACCCGGCCUCUGUUGCUGCAAUUUCACAUUUGUAUCGCGAGUGUUUUUAGUAGUAACCGGACACGGCGGUAAUACGGUGCACAACAAACGACGUUAACACACACGUUCUAGCGGAGGUUUUAAGUUUUCACACAUAAGAUUGAUUUAAGAUUAUAUUUUACUAUUCUUCACCAUCGCCGUCUUGGCAGCAGUGGAAGAGAGGGAAGGGAUAACCUAAAACUAUGUGUGACCGUGUAACAAACACGUUGCUCUCCAGUGCAUGAUUUUCUUAGCGUUUGUUUGAGGCGGAACGUCAAGUGGCGAGUCGGUUGUAAGAAUAUAUGGAUAUACACGAAACAA
Anopheles coustani is the source of this 6401-nucleotide messenger RNA. RefSeq lists its product as uncharacterized. NCBI's taxonomy places the organism in Eukaryota, Metazoa, Arthropoda, Insecta, Diptera, Culicidae. Gene Ontology annotation, molecular function: histone acetyltransferase binding. The coding region runs from base 1161 to 5660 and encodes 1499 amino acids. The record is from RefSeq and is a predicted model, not a curated record. The transcript has 11 exons. Gene Ontology annotation, cellular component: NSL complex.